Biomphalaria glabrata is the source of this 1436-nucleotide messenger RNA. RefSeq lists its product as uncharacterized. The coding region runs from base 445 to 1236 and encodes 263 amino acids. Lineage: Eukaryota; Metazoa; Mollusca; Gastropoda; Planorbidae. The transcript is spliced from 4 exons. The record is from RefSeq and is a predicted model, not a curated record.
AAAAUAACUAACCAUGCUGUUAUUUAGUAUCUUUAGUCUAGGGAUCUAUCAUCUAUAGAGAUCUAAUCUUGGCUAGGUCUAAAAUCGAGAUUAACCACCAGAGCCAGCAGAGUGUCAGUAGCUUUAGAAUCUAGCAAAAGAUCUAGAUUUCUAGAUCUAGUCAAGUGCAGAUUUAGAUCUAGAUAAGGCCAUAUUUUUGGCCAUUUCAGUCAUUUGUCAUUUGUCAAAAGUUUUGACAAAACUACCAGGUGGCAGGUUUCAUCAGGUCAGAUCUAAAAAUGUGUUCACAUUUAUUGUAUGUAUUGAAUGACGAUGAACGAUUUGUCCCUGUUGCUCUUCACCAAGAUUUCAAUGACAGGGUCCCACACAAUCCAUUUGGCAUAGGGCCCCGCAAUUGUUAGGGCUGGCCCUGUCUCUGAUACAUACAAAUGGUUGAAAGAAGCCAUGUUUGGUGAAAGCGGUAUUUGCUACCAGACACAUAGUGAUGUUAAUAAGACACCUCUUAGCAGUGUUGUCUGUGAAAAAAACACUGACCAUAGUCUUUUUAAGGACCUUGGAACCUUAUCGGUUGAACACUUACCUAAAAGUUACCAGCAUGAGGAUAUCCUUGCUCUUAUCAAAUCAGUAGCUGAUUUGGCUGUUUUGAUUCAUGUACCUGUGUUGAAUCAAGCUGGACUUUACUGGCAGGGAACGGGCAGAGUUGAGGAUGCCUUCAUUUUCAAAGAAAACACCAUAUGUCAGUGCAAAAAAUGCCAAUUAUCUGAAAACCCAAGCAAGGCAUGGGGCAAAGUUCAGAUAGUCACAUCCACAAAACUACCCACUGCUUGUAGGUAUGUGGAUAAUAUUAAAUGCACACUAUUUCACGAUGAUGAAGAGAAAACAGAAAAUCUAGCUUACUUAUUUGGAGAUGCCUACAUUUUUAACGAAGGAGGUGUUUGCAAAUUCUAUUGCUACACCUGUGACAUGGACCUGUUGAAUAAAUUGGAUGCUUACCUAGAUACCUUUGAAAGCAAGUGGACUUCUGCUUUUGUCAAAUACUUUGAAACAGUCAAGAGUGCAGAAGAAAGGCUGUUGGUCAUGAUCUGUCAUCCUCAUGGAUGCAAAAAGUAUGUAUCAAUAGGAAAGUGGUGCAAACUGAGGCCCAGUGUCAAAUUUGAAGCAGCAUCAUGUCCAGGAUGUGAAGGGUCUUUCUUGUUGAUUCCAAACUUUGACGUUAACGAUGAUGACUAUUGCUAAAGGAAUUAUGGUGCAGCUGUCUCUUUAUCUGUAGUCCUAUAUAUAUGCAUUAAUUUUAUUAUGCUUUUUAUUGUCAUUUAUCUUUUACUUGUUGUUACAUACAAAAUCAUUAUGAUUGAAUGACAAAGCCAUGCAUGAUGCAACUAUCAUGUUUUAAUAGUAGGAACUGCUACAGUAAAACUAUAUGUUGUAGUUGCUUG